Molecule: messenger RNA, 411 nt
Organism: Asparagus officinalis (garden asparagus)
Lineage: Eukaryota; Viridiplantae; Streptophyta; Magnoliopsida; Asparagales; Asparagaceae
Exons: 1
Coding region: 1-411 (136 amino acids)
Source: RefSeq, a predicted model, not a curated record
AUGCUGAAUAAUGAUUCUACACGGCCAUGGUGUGUCCGUAGACACAGUCGUGUCAAAAAGCAGCAGAAGAAGUCUAGAACCAGUCCAUCUCCACCAGUUGAAGUGGAACAUAAGGCACAUUGGGCUAUCAAGAGCAUUCAUUUAGAGUUGAAAGAAUCAGGGGAACAGAGAAAGCUUCAACCAAAUGAACUUGAUGAAUUGAGAUUGGAUGCGUAUGAGAAUGCCAAGAUUUACAAAGAAAGAACAAAGAAGUGGCAUGAUCAACAUAUCCUCCGUAAAGAGUUUACAGAAGGGGACCUGGUACUUUUGUUUAAUUCUCGACUCAAGCUUUUUCUGGGAAAACUUCGUUCGAGGUGGUCUGGACCAUUCCAAGUGCGUAAAGUAUACCCAUUUGGGGCUGUCGAAGUAUAG